GCGUCCCGCAGGGAGCCUAGUGGCCUGACACCGUUGUCACCCUGGUGUCACUGCGCCCUCCGCCGCCCUCCGCCGCCCGCUGCUGGCUGUUUAGCAUGCUGCUCCCUCCCAGCUCCGGUGCAGCCGCCGUCUCACACAUCAGCCGGCUGUCUCACCCGCAUCUGUGGCACCGGGCGACCUGCCGCGACCCCACAGGUGUGCCCAACUCAGGUUUCUAUUCUCCAUUGACAAUUUUCCACAAGCUGAACCUGUCACCGAUUAAUUUUUUUCCUUUCAAUAGGUUACUAGCAAACUUACCUGUGGCUGUGGAAUCAGUUCAAGCUGAAGAACCAAGCAGAGGAGAUCAAAAGAAACUCCAUUCAGUCAGACCACUGAUCUACUGAACAAUGUCCUCACUCAGAAAUGCUGUCAAAGGACAGAAGUUCCACAGAGAGAGGCAUCAGCCUGCAGCCAGACAGCACCUGGGCCUUCUGGAGAAGAAGCGUGACUACAAACAGCGGGCCAACGAGGAAAACAAGAAGAAGCAUCAGCUGAAAGCUUUGAAACGCAAAGCCCUCAACCGCAACCCAGAUGAAUUCUACUUUCACAUGGUCAACUCGAGAACAAAGGAGGGGCGUCACCACGAGGUGGAGGCCGGCGACGAGCUGCCCGAGGAUCAGCUGGCGCUACUGCAGAGCCAGGACAUCCGCUACAUCCGACAGCGCCGACAGCUGGAGACUAAGAAGCUGGCCCGGCUGACGGCAGAGCUCCACCUGCUCGACGCGGAGGGAAAACCCAAAAACACACAUGUUUUCUUCACCGACGACAAGAAACAGGCCCGCACGCUGGACGUGGCCGAACGACUGCGCACGGCGCCCGAGCUGCUGGACCGGGCCUAUAACCGUCCCACGGUGGAGCAGCUCAGCGUGAUGAAGGCGCCGCGCGCAAUGGACGAGGAACAACUCGACCGGAUCUUGGCCGAGAAGAAGGCCCGCUACAGUGAGCUGGCCAAGCGUCUGGAGCGGGAGAAGACGCUGUCACUGAUGGAGCGGCGCAUGGAGCUCAAGCGGCACCUGCAGAAUAAGAAGGAGGAGGCGCCGAAAAAGGUGCACCCGGGCAGCUCUACGCAGGCGCCCGUCUACAAAUGGAAGACCGAGCGCAAACGAUGACAGGCCCGCAGCCUAAGUCAGAGUAAGCCUAUUUCACGCGGCAGGUGGCGCUGAGAUCGACGCCUAGGUGACGAAUGGCGCUGAUGUCUUGACAGUGCGGUGAGCUGGGAGCUUGCCUGAUCCUGGAGAGGGAUCUGAACUGGCCUCAGCUGUGUCAGGUUUGUCGUCCACCUAUUUCUGGUAUAACCGUAAGAAAAAUAUACUGUAGCUUUGUUAA
This is a messenger RNA of Amphibalanus amphitrite, 1365 nucleotides long. Its product is annotated as probable U3 small nucleolar RNA-associated protein 11. The record is from RefSeq and is a predicted model, not a curated record. Gene Ontology annotation, cellular component: nucleolus; small-subunit processome. The transcript has 9 exons. Bases 387 to 1148 code for a protein of 253 amino acids. NCBI's taxonomy places the organism in Eukaryota, Metazoa, Arthropoda, Thecostraca, Balanomorpha, Balanidae. Gene Ontology annotation, biological process: rRNA processing.